Molecule: messenger RNA, 726 nt
Organism: Striga asiatica
Lineage: Eukaryota; Viridiplantae; Streptophyta; Magnoliopsida; Lamiales; Orobanchaceae
Source: the annotation of a GenBank genome assembly
AUGCAUGAAAACGGAAAGUACCUUACUGCUCGUAUCAAGGGUAAGGAGUACAAGAUCACAGAUAAAGUGUUGCGUGACAUUUAUGAGUUCAAGUCUCAGACGGGGACAUGCCACAAUCCCGCGGGGUUUAAAGUUGACUCGCAUUGGGCACUCCUAUCCCCAUGCGAGAAGUAUAAAAAGACCGUUAGCAUGCAGCAAUACCUUAAGAAUGCCCUCUUUGAAAUACGACUGGACACAAGGCAUCGCCCGAACUUGGGGAAUGUAGUUGAGGAUGUAGCCGAGUACUUUGGGGUUCAGGUUGACGAACCCAAGAUCGCCACUCAUGCCGCCCCGUCCCAAGCAGCAGCCGGUACAUCGACUGGUCCAGCUCCAGCGGCAUCUCAUGACGCCGUCGGCGAUGACAUCGAGGCCGACGAGCGACCUGAUCAUGAGGAUUAUCAGCUUCCCCUAGCGAUGGAUGAGCACUCGACUACAUUUUCCCUGCAGGCCCCCGUUUGGUUCUCCAAGUACCAGGCUCGGAAUGAUGAGCAGCUGAGGUCGAUCCAUUUUGCCGUGAUGUCACACAAUGUAAGGCUCGAGUUAUACAUCGAGCAAAACGAUGCACAUUGGAAGACCUUUGUUGAGUCCAACGAUGAACAUUGGACGGAGCAGAACCGUCGGUGGGAUGACUUCCUCCGAACUACUGAGGAGUACUGGACAGCUCACGAUAAGCGCUGGGACACCUAG